UCGGGGCGGGCGCAGCCCCGGGCGCAGCCGCCAUGGGCUUCGGGGACCUGAAGUCCGCCGCGGGCCUCCGCGUCCUCAAUGACUUCCUGGCCGACAAGAGCUACAUCGAGGGGUACGUCCCUUCGCAGGCUGACAUAGCAGUCUUCGAAGCGAUCGCUGCGCCGCCGCCUGCGGACUUGUUCCAUGCUCUCCGGUGGUACAAUCAUAUUAAGUCGUAUGAAAAGCAAAAGGCAAGCUUGCCAGGAGUAAAGAAGGCUUUGGGAAAAUAUGGUCCUGCUGAUGUUGAGGACACAACAGGUGCGGCCACAGAUAGCAAAGAUGAUGAUGACAUUGACCUUUUUGGAUCUGAUGAUGAGGAGGAAAGUGAAGAAGCAAAGAAACUGAGGGAAGAACGUCUGGCCCAGUAUGAAUCAAAGAAGUCCAAAAAACCAGCUGUUGUUGCCAAGUCAUCAAUCUUGCUUGAUGUGAAACCUUGGGAUGAUGAGACAGACAUGGCCAAACUAGAGGAGUGUGUUCGAAGCAUUCAAGCAGAUGGCUUGGUCUGGGGCUCUUCCAAGCUAGUACCUGUUGGCUAUGGUAUCAAAAAGCUUCAGAUCCAGUGUGUUGUCGAAGAUGAUAAAGUUGGAACAGAUAUGCUGGAAGAGAGAAUAACAGCUUUUGAAGAUUAUGUACAAUCAAUGGAUGUAGCUGCUUUCAAUAAGAUUUAAGUCUUGAUAUAUCUAGAAUAAAUGUUGUUGCAAAAAA
This is a messenger RNA of Ficedula albicollis (Collared flycatcher), 744 nucleotides long. It is a transcript of the gene EEF1B2, whose product is annotated as eukaryotic translation elongation factor 1 beta 2. The transcript has 6 exons. The coding region runs from base 33 to 707 and encodes 224 amino acids. The record is from RefSeq and is a predicted model, not a curated record. Gene Ontology annotation, molecular function: guanyl-nucleotide exchange factor activity; translation elongation factor activity. Lineage: Eukaryota; Metazoa; Chordata; Aves; Passeriformes; Muscicapidae. Gene Ontology annotation, cellular component: eukaryotic translation elongation factor 1 complex; cytosol. Gene Ontology annotation, biological process: translational elongation.